Didymodactylos carnosus is the source of this 735-nucleotide messenger RNA. The record is from the annotation of a GenBank genome assembly. NCBI's taxonomy places the organism in Eukaryota, Metazoa, Rotifera, Eurotatoria, Philodinida, Philodinidae.
AUGCUUUGUUACCCAGAGCAGUUUACCAUUGCCGAUGACGAAACACCAUUAGAAGAAUUGAAAACACCAGAAAUAUUUUCUUGUAAUAAUCCGUUCAAUAAUUCAUGGCUGCUAAAUCAACCUGAAAAACAAAUAAAAUCAACGGAAACAUCAGAUUUAUUCGUUACUAAUGACUUUACAGAUGAAGUUUUACAGGUAGUCGAUAAAGAUGACUUUACUCCUUCAAUGUCGUUCUCUCCAGCAGAUUCUUCUUCUGAUGGUCUUCCAUCGCCCUCAACAUUACCAUCAGAACCACCGUCUUUAGAAACAACUUUAGCACAUGCAAUAGAGCCAAAAAAGCUAGCUGAAUGGAUGGUAGAAGAUUAUGUGUCGCAUAAAAGACGAAGACCAUACUUACAAGAAUUUCUUCGGUUGCUAUUGGACAAACCACAUUAUCUAGAUCACGCAUCGUAUAUCAAUAUAAAUAAAGGUAUAUUCAAGUUGCAUAAACCACAAGAAAUAGCGACACUGUGGCAAAAUGUCAAGGGGAGGUAUACUGUUCGCAAUAUGACAUACGAUAAAAUGGCUCGAGCACUUCGAUUGUAUUAUAAAUCAGGUAUUAUGACACCAGUGAACGGACGAUAUACUUUUCAAUUUGGACCACAGUCUGGUUUUAAUACAUCAUGGAUACCAAAGUUGAAUGCACAUAAAUCACUCACAUAUUCAACAAAUCAUCCAAUUAGUAAUGCUAAAUAA